Molecule: messenger RNA, 4108 nt
Organism: Osmerus eperlanus (European smelt)
Lineage: Eukaryota; Metazoa; Chordata; Actinopteri; Osmeriformes; Osmeridae
Gene: fzd5
Product: frizzled class receptor 5
Exons: 1
Coding region: 1021-2787 (588 amino acids)
Biological process (GO): canonical Wnt signaling pathway; non-canonical Wnt signaling pathway
Cellular component (GO): plasma membrane
Molecular function (GO): Wnt receptor activity; Wnt-protein binding
Source: RefSeq, a predicted model, not a curated record
GUUCUGUGCUUGUUGUAGCGGGAGGGGUCUCUUCGACUUUGGCAGGGGAAUAAAUUAUUUCGGUUGGUGAGCGGUGAGAUAUGAAACACGACACAGCGAUACCUACUAAUAUCAGAAGAGGCAAAUUUCGAAAACAAGUGCUGGGAUUCGCUGUUUGAAAACUCCUCUGCGGUAAUCUAAGUUACACCUUAUUCAAGAUAAUAACGCAAAAGUUGCUUAAACUUUGGAGACAGAACAGAGAAGAAAAUUCACUGAGACCUGUUUAAACUCUACGACGGCCAACCUAUAUUGGGCUACCGGAGAAAGGAUACAGCAAGUGGAUUCUAUUUUCUUGGGAAUUCACCUGGGCUUCAAAUCAACCCCGGACGGACGAUUUAGGCUUUUCUAUGAGACAGUAACAAAAUUGUAUUGACCAUUGUAUGACCAUGUUAAACAUAUUUUCUUUACUCGUCUCAUUAACUCAUCACAGGGAACACAAUCUGUCAUGCGGAAUAACUGUUGGAAGAGGAAAUUGUCAGUAAAAUCUUACAGAGUUGUUAAAUUAAUUGGAUCGUGACCAAAAUUCCAAAGAGGGAAAUGAACUUUCUUCUCUAUAAAUUUCAAGACUGGGUCAAUGAUUUACACUUCAACUCCGAUCGACAGUCCACUCAUCUGUAGACUUUGGAGACCUUUAAUCCAGCUAUUCAUUUAACUAAACUGAACUUUAGUUGGUUAACCGGUCCUAUGCUGUAUUUAUGCUUCAUUGGUAAGGUGCUUGUGCUUUUGGAACAAAAUGCUCCUUCGGUCUGGAAUGGAGCUUGCCCGUGAUUUAUAGAACAGAGGACCGUGGACAUGCUGCUGGAGCAAUUACCUUUUCCUUUUGGGAUUUCAUAUUUCCGAGAUGCAGUCAUAAAUUAAAGAAGGGACUGAGCUGAGAAAAUACUCAAGUCUACACAUUGCAAUUCCUGUGUUGUUUUUUUAACUACCUGUACUUUCAACGGAAUUAUCUCCCACCUCUCAUUCCCGCUCCCACCUCGUCCCAUGGCGACCACUGUUAAGCCCCCGCUGUGCGGUGUCGUCCGUUGGCUGCUGGUACUGCUACUCUCCCAGCAGCCCCGGCUCGCGCAAGGCGCCUCUAAGGACAUUGUGUGCGAGCCCAUUACGGUGCCCAUGUGUAAAGGCAUCGGCUAUAACUUCACAUACAUGCCCAACCAGUUCAACCAUGACACCCAGGAGGAGGUGGGCCUGGAGGUGCACCAGUUCUGGCCGCUAGUGAGGAUCCGCUGCUCCCCAGACCUGCUCUUCUUCCUGUGCAGUAUGUACACCCCCAUCUGCCUGGCUGACUACAAGAAACCCCUGCCUCCGUGCAGGUCAGUGUGCGAGCGAGCCAAGCGAGGCUGCUCGCCCCUCAUGAGCCAGUAUGGCUUCGAGUGGCCAGAGAGGAUGAGCUGCGAGCAGCUGCCAAUGCUGGGGGAUGAGACGCUGUGUAUGGACCAGAACAGCAGUGAGACCACCAUCUCCCCACCCUUUCCUAAGCCCACCCCCAAGGGCAGCACCCACCGACGCAGACCCCCGGCCCCCAAGCCCCCGGCCCCCCAAGAGUGUGACCGGGAGUGCCGCUGUCGAGACCCGCUGGUCACCAUCAAGAGGGAAGCCCAUCCGCUGUACAACCGGGUGUCCACCGGCCUCCUGCCCAACUGCGCCCAGCCCUGCCACCACCCCUACUUCUCCCAGGAGGAGAGAGCCUUCACCACCUUCUGGGUGGGGCUGUGGUCGGUCCUGUGCUUCUUCUCCACCCUCACCACCGUCGCCACCUUCCUCAUCGACAUGGAGCGCUUCAAGUACCCGGAGCGGCCAAUCAUAUUCCUCGCUGCCUGCUACCUCUUCGUCUCCCUGGGAUACAUCAUCCGGCUGGUGGUGGGGCACGAGCGCGUGGCGUGUAGCGGCGCGAGCGGUGUCGGCGGCGAGCAGCAGCACAUCCUGUAUGACACCACAGGCCCCGCCCUGUGCACCCUGGUCUUCCUGCUCGUCUACUUCUUCGGCAUGGCGUCAUCCAUCUGGUGGGUGGUGCUCUCCUUCACCUGGUUCCUGGCGGCGGGGAUGAAGUGGGGCAGCGAGGCCAUCGCGGGCUACUCCCAGUGUUUCCACCUGGCCGCGUGGCUCAUCCCCAGCGUGAAGACCAUCGUGGUGCUGGCCCUCAGCUCCGUGGACGGCGACCCCGUGGCCGGGAUCUGCUACGUGGGGAACCAGAGUCUGGAGAGCCUGCGGGGCUUCGUCCUGGCUCCCCUGGUGGUGUACCUCUUCACCGGCUCCCUCUUCCUCCUGGCCGGCUUCGUGUCGCUCUUCCGCAUCCGCAGCAUCAUCAAGCAGGGCGGGACCAAGACGGACAAGCUGGAGCGCCUGAUGAUCCGGAUUGGCCUGUUCACGGUGCUCUACACGGUGCCGGCUACGAUCGUGCUGGCCUGCCUGGUGUACGAGCAGCACUACAGGCCGAGCUGGGACCGGGCCCUGGCCUGUUCCUGCCAGGCGGAGCGGCAGCGUUUGGGCCUGGGCCCCGACUACGCUGUGUUUAUGCUCAAGUACUUCAUGUGCCUGGUGGUGGGCAUCACCUCGGGGGUGUGGAUCUGGUCGGGGAAGACCCUGGAGUCGUGGCGACGCUUCACCGCCCGCUGCUGCCCCUGUUGGACCCACAAGGCCACUGCACCCACCUCCAUGUACAGCGAGCCGACGACAGCACUGACCGCCCACCCUGGGGUCUCUCUCCCCCCCGGCUCCUACCACAAACCGUCCCCUCCCUCGCACAUAUAAACGCGCCCGCGGAGGGUGGUUCUCGUAACACACCUGGCUGUGUGGUAAGAGCGUGCGUGUCCUGACCCCCCUGUUGUCUGAGGGGCCGUCCGCCUCACCUGAGACCGUAAAGGCGUCAUGGAGGCGUGGGAUCUAACACGCCUGUUAAGAGGACAGCCAGUCGGAGGAAGGGGACUGGAGGGAGCGCUGUCAUGUUGUGGACGGGAGGAACAUUAUCAACCAGGCUGCCUCGCCAGCUGUCCCACUCAGACACAAACGAGCUCAUAUGUUUCAUAUCAUGAGAAGGACCGCUGGAGAAGACAGUGCUGUAAGAUGCUGAACGCACGAGCUCUGAUGUUCAUUAGAUGUUUUGUGGGCCCUCAGACGGACAUUCUGGAACUCUACCAGGGAUAAAAGGAACGGUCGGUUUGAUCCUCGACGCAGACCUCAUCCCUGCACUCCAGUCUGCAGCACUGUGGAGAGCUGUAUUUAUUCCUGUGUUCUGUGUAUUUGUGCUAUAGAACAUCUUGUAUGGUUUCAGCGGAAGAUUCUAUCCAAGACCCUUGUGUAAAUACAAUGAUGGAAAAGACCGUGGCAACUAAACAUUCUCUUCUUUGCUAGUCCCCUGUGAUGAAAUUGUGUGUGUGUGUGUGUAUGUAUAUAUAUAUAUGUGUAUGCUGCAGUAAGGACUGGCUAGGUGAAUCAUGGUUAAGUCUAAGUACCCUCAUCUGUACCAUUGUGCUUUCCGCCCCCUAGUGGUGUGUACUUGAACUACCCACCUGUCCCAAGAUGUACAUUACAACAUUAAUCUGCGGAGUAGGAAGUACAUUUAGCAACCUUGUUUCAUUCUUAUUGACAUUUUACAAUUGUUGAAAUUGUUAACAGUCUUCAUGUAAUCGGUGUAUGAAAGGGAAAGCCUAUUUGAAAUGGUAACCAAAAAAACGGAACAGGCCAAUCUUACGAGAUAGUGGAUUCCUCCAGCAGGACCUGAAACUGUAACCAUGUUGGCCUUUCUCUUCCUUACUGUGGUCGUGCCAGCGCCCUUGUGUUCAAGGUAGUAAGCCCAUGUUGUGUAAAACCACAGACUUCUAGAAUGAUAUAAAAUGGUUCAGAGCCUCUAUAUUUAAUUUAUUAGCCCAUUUCCUGAUUAAUAGCAUGUUUGUAGUGUGAGAGACUUUGUGCGUGAUUGUUCCAUCCACACUUUUAUAAACUGGUUUGGGAAUCAUUCUAUGGAUGAGUCUUGAAUGCAACUCUGUAUAUACUCAAUUCCUGGAGAACGUGAAAUGUGUCAAAUUCAUGGCUGAGAUUUUAGAUAUUAUUUAUGAAAUUGCAGUUUGACUGG